UUCCAGCUGAUCUCUCCCACGUGAUUCCCCCCUCUACACCGUCUGUUCCCUGAGCUUGGUGCUUACCAGCGUGUUCUCCCUCUGGAUGGCCGUGUGUUUGCACUCAGCUCGGAGUUUGCUGCUGGAUCCUAAUGCCUGACCCCCUCGCUCCGGCUCUCUGUAUGCAGACUUUCAGCAGAGCAGCAGCUGCCCGCCUGUUUGUUUUUUUUGUAUUGCAGACUUUGGGGCUAAUGGGUUUCUGUCUAAGCCGAGUGGCUGGGGCGCCUGAGAAGAAACAAUAAUGGAACAGAAGUAGUUUCCUCCUCACCCUCAACCCCCUUUUCUCUCUUCAAAAAUCAACCCUCCUCUCCCUGCCUCCCCAUCGAAACAAAAAAAAAAUCUUAACACGUCAGUCAGACGGAAGAUGCAGAAAAGUAUCAGGUUGAAUGAGGGGCACGCUGUGUAUUUAGCUCUGGUUGCGCGGAAGGAGGGGACGAAACGCGGCUACCUGAGCAAGAAAACAGCGGAGAACAGCAAGUGGCACGACAAGUGGUUCGCCCUCUACCAGAAUGUGCUGUUCUACUUUGAGAACGAGCAGAGCAGCAAACCCUCGGGGAUUUAUCUGAUCGAAGGCUGCACUUGCGAGAGGGUCCCGUCCCCCAAGCCACCGCCAAUGGGCAAGGAGACGCUGGAGAAACAGCAUUACUUCACCAUAAAUUUUGGCCAUGACGGACAUAAACCAUUGGAGCUCCGGAUUGAGGAGGAGGCUGACUGUGAGACGUGGGUGGAUGCUAUUCAACAAGCCAGUUACUGUGAUCUUCUAAUUGAGCGUGAGGUACUGAUGCAGAAGUAUAUUCAUCUGGUUCAGAUAGUAGAAACGGAGAAAAUUGCGGCACAUCAGCUCCGGCAGCAACUUGAAGAUCAAGACACAGAGAUUGAGAGAUUGAAAUCUGAGAUUGUUGCUGUGAACAAAACAAAAGAACGGAUGCGACCUUACCAAGGAAAUGCCGAGGAUGAAGACCCAGACAUUAAAAAAAUUAAAAAGGUUCAGAGUUUCAUGAGGGGCUGGCUGUGCAGACGAAAAUGGAAGACAAUUGUACAGGACUACAUUUGCUCUCCACAUGCAGAGAGUAUGAGGAAAAGGAACCAAAUUGUCUUUAACAUGGUGGAAGCAGAAUCAGAGUAUGUCCAGCAGUUGUAUAUCUUGGUGAACUGCUUUCUAAGACCCCUACGGAUGGCUGCCAGCUCAAAGAAGCCCCCAAUCAGUCAUGAUGAUGUCAGCAGCAUUUUUCUCAACAGUGAAACAAUCAUGUUCCUUCACGAGAUAUUUUACCAAGGAUUAAAAGCGCGGAUAGCCAACUGGCCGACACUGGUGUUAGCUGACUUAUUUGACAUUUUACUACCAAUGCUGAAUAUUUAUCAAGAGUUUGUCAGGAACCACCAGUACAGUCUGCAGGUAUUAGCAAACUGUAAGCAAAACAGGGAUUUCGACAAGCUGCUGAAACAGUAUGAAUCAAACUCGGCAUGUGAGGGGCGGAUGCUGGAAACCUUUCUCACAUAUCCCAUGUUCCAGAUCCCGCGAUAUAUAAUCACACUGCAUGAACUCCUGGCGCACACACCGUAUGAGCAUGUGGAAAGAAAAAGCCUGGAAUUCGCAAAAUCGAAACUGGAAGACCUUUCAAGGGUAAUGCACGAUGAAGUGAGUGACACAGAAAAUAUUAGGAAAAAUCUUGCAAUAGAACGAACAAUUGUGGAAGGAUGUGACAUAUUGUUGGAUGCAAGUCAGACAUUUGUACGACAAGGUUCCCUCAUACAGCUCCCUUCAGUGGAGAGAGGAAAGCUUGCCAAGGUUCGUUUAGGUUCCCUUUCUUUGAAGAAAGAAGGAGAGAGACAGUGUUUCUUGUUCACAAAACAUUUCUUAAUCUGCACAAGAAGUUCGGGAGGAAAACUGCAUCUCUUGAAGACUGGAGGUGUGAUUUCCCUGAUAGACUGCACCCUAAUAGAAGAACCUGAUUCAAGUGAAGAUGAGUCAAAAGGCUCUGGUCAGGUCUUUGGGCAUCUAGAUUUCAAGAUUGUGGUUGAAUCUGCCGAUGCCCCACCAUUCACAGUUGUACUGCUAGCUCCAUCCAGACAGGAAAAAGCUGCAUGGACCAGUGACAUAAGCCAGUGUAUAGACAACAUACGAUGCAACGGUCUAAUGACCAGUGUGUUUGAGGAAUAUUCAAAAGUUACUGUGCCUCAUAUGAUUAGAUCUGAUAUCCGACUUCAUAGUGAUGAUAUGGAUAUCUGUUUCCGCAAGACACUGAACUCCUGUAAAGUGCCACAGAUCCGCUAUGCCAGUGUUGAGAGGUUGCUGGAGAGACUGACUGAUCUACGCUUUCUUAGCAUUGACUUCCUCAAUACCUUUCUGCACACCUAUCGAAUAUUCACUACUGCACUGGUUGUCUUGGAGAAACUGACAGACAUCUACAAAAGACCUUUCACAUCCAUCCCUGUCAGGUCACUGGAACUGUUUUUUGCAACUAACCAAAGCAACAGAUCUGAGCACAUGAAUGACGGAAAGUCUCCAAGACUGUGUCGGAAAUUUUCUUCGCCUCCUCCGCUGUCUCUUUCUCGAACAUCCUCUCCUGUCCGAACUCGGAAACUUUCACUCAGCUCCCCUGUGAAUUCUAGAAUAGGAGUCCUUGAUCUUUCCACAUCCUCCACAUCUAGUACUUCUACUUUUGCUUAUAGCCCAGCUGCCUCUCCACCUCCCCUAGCAAGCAAAACCCCAUUGGAUCUGAGCAAAGGUUCCUCCUCCCCAGAUCAGUGCCCUCUGUCCACAGAGGAAAAUUCAGAGCAUCCCCGCAUUGACAUAUGCAGCAAGUUAAGAAGAAGCAUCAGGAGAGUUCAAUCUGGUGUGAUGGGACCUGGCUGCAGGGAAAUGGACAAUGUACGAUGUUCUGUGUCUCCUACUUCAGCAUUCGCCAUUGCCACAGCUGCAGCAGGACAUGGGAGUCCACCAUCCGAAAAUUCCGGAGUGCAGGAAAAGUUUAGACGAGUUUCAAUGGGAGGAUUUAACAACUCAGAGCGCAUGUGUGACAAAGAAUUUAUAAUACGUAGGGCAGCUACAAACCGUGUUUUGAACGUACUUCGACACUGGGUUUCCAAGCACACUCAGGAUUUCGAGAUGAACAGUGAACUGAAAGCCAACAUUGUAAAUUUAUUAGAGGAAGUGAUGCGUGACCAUGAUCUCCUGCCCCAAGAAAGGAAAGCAACAGCCAACAUUUUAAGUGUGCUUUCACAAGACGAGUUGGAUGAUCCUCAGCUGCGGAUGGAAGUUUUAAUUCAGAUGACAGAUGGCCCCAGAAUGGAAACCUUUGAGACGCUAUCAGUCAUGGAAAUAGCUGAGCAGUUAACGCUCCUUGAUCAUAUUGUUUUCAGAAGCAUACCAUAUGAGGAGUUCCUUGGCCAAGGGUGGAUGAAACUUGAUAAAAAUGAACGGACACCGUACAUCAUGAAGACUAGUCAGCAUUUUAAUGAUAUGAGUAACCUUGUUGCUUCUCAAAUCAUGAUGCAUGCUGAUGUCAGUUCACGCACGGUUUCCAUUGAGAAAUGGGUAGCAGUGGGAGACGUUUGCCGAUGUCUGCACAACUACAAUGGAGUCCUUGAGAUCACAUCAGCCCUGAACAGGAGUGCUAUCUAUAGACUGAAGAAAACCUGGGCAAAGGUUUCCAAACAGACCAAAGCUCAAAUGGACAAGCUCCAGAAAAUCGUCUCGUCAGAAGGAAGAUUUAAAAAUCUAAGAGAAACACUGAAAAAUUGUAAUCCACCAUGUGUUCCAUAUCUUGGGAUGUAUUUGACUGAUCUAGCAUUUAUAGAAGAGGGUACCCCGAAUUUUACUGAAGAAGGUCUUGUAAACUUUUCCAAAAUGAGAAUGAUAUCGCAUAUUAUCAGGGAGGUGCGACAGUUCCAACAAACACCAUACAGAAUAGAUCAUCAACCAAAGGUCAUUCAAUACUUACUUGACAAAUCAAUUAUUAUGGAUGAAGAUACAUUGUAUGAGCUGUCGUUAAAAAUUGAACCCAGGCUCCCUGCAUGAGAACCAGUAAUUCUGUGGCUGCAAAGUUUCAGCAGCUUAGUAUGACAACCCAGAGUGUACAUGGCGUGCUGCAUGGAGUGUGACUUAUCUACCCAGGGUAAAUGUGAGUUUUCCUAAAAGAAAGAUGGAACCUUUCGGGAAGAUCGCUUAACACGCAUUGGAAGAUGGAGAACUUCUGCUUGGGGUGAAAGAUUAAGGUCAUUCGUAACCAGAAAACUUGACACUAUGAAAGAGCAUAAUUUCUGCAGAUUGAAAAAAAAAUUGAAGUUAAGUUAAAAUGAGAGUCAUUGUUUUUAAAUUAUUUUAAGAAGACACAUUAUAGUGUGCACACACACAAAAAAAAUGGCAAGCAUUGAGGUAACUGUUCACCUGGAAGUCUGGACAUUCAAUGUGAUACAAACUGUUUCCUUCCUAGGAGCUGUUUUAAUAGCAAGCAGUUUGACUGGCUGCUGGUAGGCAUUUGCUAUUCAGAGACCGGUGCUUGCUAUAAGACAUGAAAACUGAAGGACUUUCAAAACAUCUGAGAGAAAUUAUACCUAAAGAACAACUUGAAAAAUAGCAGUGUUGAGUUUCACGGAGAAUAGCGUGAAAGAUGGUGAAAUGCCACCAGAGUUCUUAGUGGCUUCAAGAAAUGAGCUCUUCAAACUUAAGUUGAAAAGUUCUAAUGGCAUGAGUUUUAAAAACAUCUGCUUACUGUAACAUUGCAGCUUUGUUGCACACAUGAACCAUUCAUGAAAUUACAAGUCGUACUAAAAUAGUGAUUUAGGGUAUCACUGCUUGCCUAUACUUUAACAGGCUUCAGUUCUGUAUGUUGUAAUGUAAUCGGGAAUGUUCAGUAGUAGCUUUCUAAAUGGAAUGUUGAAUGUUGAUGUUUAGUCACAUCAUGUUUAUGUUGAGCUAUGUAUUAUGUUGGGCUGCUUGUUUGUGCUUUCCUACUUCCAAAGUCUUAAAAACUCUCAUGAAAUCUAGAAUCAAAGCUGCCACAGACACGGUGUGGGUCCAUGUGAAUAAUAAACUACUGACAAUUUUAAUAAUAUUUCAAAACAUGUUCUGGUAAACUAUUAUUCAAUAUUCAUAAAAAUGAUUUUCCCAAGGAUCUGAAAACUCAUUCAUCCUCAAUGUUAAGGAUUUUGAUCAAGACCAACUUGUAAAAUGCAACUUUCAAUAGGCAACAUUUUUUAAAAAAUGAAUUAAUUCAACGCACGGUUGAUGACAGUGUGCUGGAUUUUACAGUUUCUGGUAGGUACAGGCCUGAAACAGGGAGUGUGCAUUGUGUCUCUCUGGCCCCUCUCUUGUCAGCAUGUUGAAUCCAAUGUCAACUAACCAAGUUGUGGCUGGCCAGUGGGAAUGCUGGCUGUGUUGAAAAAGAGGGCACUAUGCCUCAUUGUUUAUCAAUUUGGAAAGAGGUUAAGCCAAGAAGUUAGUCAGACAAAUCAUGUGGGCUGUUCCCCCAUCCCCUCUUGCUUAUGUAAAACACAUUCAUCCGUUGCAGCCACCAGUUUAAAGGCACACCUUCUCCUCACACUUUGCAUGAUCAAUAUGCCAGACUAUAACAACUUAAGAAACAAAGUCUGCUAAUAGCCAAAUGCUGUCACCUUCAAAAGUAGACUCUGCUGCUACAUGCCCUUAUGGCCCCCUUUUCAUCCACCCGUGCACUGCCUCCUCUUACUUGGUGGUACUGCCUCGUAUGUAUUUACCAUAUGACUAGGGAAAAAUACAGUGGGCAAUAAAAGAUUACAGUUGAUCAGUUUAUUAACAAACUCAACAGGUUGUUAACUGGUUAUUUGAAAAGAGCAGUGUUCUUCAGGUUCUGGCACCAACUUGCCUUGCAUGUUAUUGGAGUCUGGCUGGAUGACAUUGGAUUGCUGACCCAAUGUCAUCAAAUGUCAUCAUAUCAAAUUUUCCAUUUGUACAUUUGGUGUGGUGGAGGUGGGGAUUGUGAGCUGUCCAAUUUCUGACAGUGAAAUUCAGUCCAUUGGCUUCUCUCCACAAUCUUCACACAUUAGCAAUCCAUGUUUUACUGAGACCUGUUGGGAAAGCAUUUUACUAACAACUCUGCAGUUAAAGCUGGCUAGUAUCAGAAAUGGUUUCUGAAGAAAAUAUUUCACUAUAUCUAGCUGUAAUAAUUUUAAUCUAUGUCAAAGAUCGUCAAGUCUAGACCAGCAGUUUUAGAGACGUGGUAAAGACCCACACUCUCAGACUGGAACUCUUACAAAAGACGACUAACAGUGGGUUAAUGUAUCAUUCUGAUUGUGCGAUUACAUGAGCAUUUAUAUGACAUUCUUUGUAAUAACAUGAAAGUUUAGAUUACGGUGAGGUAUUUUAAGAUGAGAUAUUAUGGAAAAGUGUCCUUCAUACUUUAUGAAAAUAUAUUUUAUAAGAGGGACAACACAACACUAGGGCUAUUUAUUUACCACUGAUAAUAAAGCAACUCUCAGGGAGUCAACUCUUUAAUGUACUAAAUUCAAAUAGUUGCAGGUAAUAUUAUUUUUAAAUUCCUUUUUAUUUAAUUUCCUACACAAUAUACUUUAUGCUAAAUUAAAUAACAAUGGUUGUUUGAUUUGAAAGUUUCAGUUCUGUGCUUGUAUAAUAGAACUAUUUAAUUACACAACUGCAAAUAUGCUGUCAAUGUCAUGGUAAGCAAUAUGUAUUUGUAACAAUUAACUGGCAAAGCAGUUAAUUACUGCUGCACUAUUGAUUGAAUAUAAGGCACAAGUAUAUAACAUAAUGGUAAAUGGGGUUUGGUUAGCUCAGUUGGCUGGGCAAUUGGUUUGUGAUGCCAACAGGGUGGGUUCAAUUCCUGCACUGGUUGAGGAUACCAUAGAGGACUCUCCAUCUCAACUUCUCCCUUUGCCUGAAGCGUGGUCACCCUCCGUUUAAACCACCACCAUGUGUCUCUAACAAGGCAACAGCCCUGUGGUUUGGUAGGACUUACUUUUACUGGUAAAUACAAGUUAUUUAGGGAGAUUUGUUUAACAAUGAGCAGUGUGUAGGUGAGGGGUUUCAACUUGAUGAAAAUGUGAGGAUGUUCAUAUAGUGAUUGUAACUAAGUGAGCCAGGUGGACCUCAUAGAAUAUGAGUUCCCUGAUUGGAGCUGUUAAUCUGGUCCAAUUAGGGAGCCCUGGCUGACAGAUAAGAACAAGAGU
Molecule: messenger RNA, 7206 nt
Organism: Rhincodon typus (whale shark)
Lineage: Eukaryota; Metazoa; Chordata; Chondrichthyes; Orectolobiformes; Rhincodontidae
Gene: rasgrf2b
Product: Ras protein-specific guanine nucleotide-releasing factor 2b
Exons: 26
Coding region: 404-4060 (1218 amino acids)
Biological process (GO): Ras protein signal transduction; positive regulation of GTPase activity
Cellular component (GO): plasma membrane
Molecular function (GO): guanyl-nucleotide exchange factor activity; protein binding
Source: RefSeq, a predicted model, not a curated record